CACAUCCUCCCUGAGCCGGUUUUGUUCAUGGAGUCGUGAACGCCCAUGCUGGGAUCACCUUCUUCGUACUUGGUCGACGGCGCGCGCCAAACUCCAGUAUCUCACAACGUUACGGGAUUGGACGGAUAUCAUUACUCUCAUGCCAGUCGCGCGGUGCCGAGCCAUUCGUGCAUGUGCAACCUAUGGAGCGCGGCGCGGCAGCAGCCGGCCACGGACGAGGACUCCGGCGAGUGCGUCCCUGACCGGCGCAGCAGCCUCGCGGAGCGUGUCAUCAGUCCAAAGUCCAGAGCAGCGCGUGAGGUCCCGACUGCUGUCCCCACCCCGACCGCGACGCCGAAUCCACGGCCACUUCUUCUGAUUUUGGAUCGAUCGAAUCAGCCCCACCGGACCAGUGAAUCUGCAUCUACGCAGCGUCUGGACGCGCCGGGGCCUGCGUGGACAGCGGGAUCGCGCGCCAUGCGUUGGUUGGACAGCAGGAGCGCCCGAUUCCCCGAUCCGAUGGGCGCUAUCAGUACCGGGGUGCUUUUGGGACCAUGGAAACUGGGCGGAGACGACGUGGUCGCCAGCCGCGCGAAGCCAAAGCAGGAGACGGCACUUUACUUGCCUACGGUGGGUAACGUAGCCGCCUCCUGCGCCACCAGUCACCCACCAGGCGCCCCAGCUUCAGCCAUGGGAUUCCCGAGAAUAUCUACCGGCCAGUAA
Messenger RNA from Lolium perenne, 702 nucleotides. The record is from RefSeq and is a predicted model, not a curated record. Lineage: Eukaryota; Viridiplantae; Streptophyta; Magnoliopsida; Poales; Poaceae.